Messenger RNA from Cimex lectularius (bed bug), 3296 nucleotides. RefSeq names its product dyslexia-associated protein KIAA0319-like protein. Gene Ontology annotation, cellular component: cytoplasmic vesicle; plasma membrane. The record is from RefSeq and is a predicted model, not a curated record. The coding region runs from base 396 to 3221 and encodes 941 amino acids. NCBI's taxonomy places the organism in Eukaryota, Metazoa, Arthropoda, Insecta, Hemiptera, Cimicidae. The transcript has 15 exons.
ACAUAAAUUUAUCAAGAGACAAAUAAUACAUAAAAAUUAAUAGGAGGAAAGAGCCAAAGAGGACAUUUCAUGAAAUGUAUUUGUGUCGUGAAGUGAGCAAUUUGUGAUUAACGCGUGUUCCACCAUGUAUGACAUCCUGAUUCGGUUUACAGUAAAUCUGCUAGAAUAAAAACUAUUCGACGUUUCACAUAUUGUUUACAAUUUAGAGCGAAAAUUGCACAAUCGCUUAUUAAAAAAAGGGGGUCAUAAAUGUCGCUUUAGUGUAGCUUUACAUAUGCUGGAAUGCGUUUAUCUUAUCGCUUCCCACCCUUUCUUUUACAGGAUGUCACGACUGAUUAACAAUUCGGUCCCCCCAGGAUUUUUGUUUGUGAUAACUUAGUUGACGCGAGAAGAAAAUGAAAUUCGGGCUUAAAUUUUUAUUUUUAUUCUUUGCCUUCGUGCACGAUUCGCUCUGCCAGCCGCAGUUCGACCUGGACUGCUUGAGGUACUUCGACAAAGUGCUUGUCGGCUUUGUGCCGAAGGGCAACAAAGCGGCUGGCAAGUACACCAAAGCCGGCACGAUGUUGGACAUAAAGUCUUGCACUGAGCUAUGCUGCAAAGACAAGUCCUGCAAUGUCGUCUUCAUGUACAACACCACUUGCUUCAAGAUAGAAUGUGAAAAUGAUGAAUUAUGUCAACCUGUCAUGCGGCAGGAGUCGAAAUACGGAGAUCAUGUGAAAAUGGUCAUCGUUCGACCGGUUUCUGUUGAAUUCCAAGAAGACUUCUCAGAAAAUGGGGAAAAUGAAGAUAUGAUUGCCGUUGGCUCUGAGACUGAUUCUAUUAAGCAGUGCGACCUGAUGGAGCCAGAAACCUGCGGGAUCAAUGAACAUUGUGUUCCAUCACAAAUUGCCCAAACAAAUGUCUGUGAAUGCAAAGAUGGUUUUGAACGAAACAUGGAUACUAUCUGUGUUGCAUUAGUGAGAAAGAAUAUGACUGGUUUACCAAAUCUUCCGACAUCGGCUUCAGUCAAUUUGGAAAAUGUGCCCAAGCAUGUGGAAAGUAUUGAUGCAAAGGAAUCGACUCCUAAUCCACCUAAGAAAAUAAUGGUGACAGUAAUUUCUAAAAAAGUCCGUCUUCCUGAUAAUGAAGUCAAACUGUCAGCUUACCCAGUGCCAGCAGAGAACCCUGGUAAACCUUACACAUAUAAUUGGAAAUUACUCUCGCAUCCACAUGGCAGUGAAGGGACCGUGAGUGAAAACCAAGGCGCGACAUUAAAAUUGAGCCAAUUGACCGAAGGUCUGUACGUGUUUAAAGUCAGUGUCACAGGCACAGGAGCUUACGGGGAGACUGAGGCUAACGUUACCGUUUUACCACAGAAGCGAGAAAAUAAGCCUCCAGUGGCUAUAGUUCUUCCAGCACAUCAGAUAGUCAAGUUACCGAAUUCACGAGCAGUACUUGAUGCCAGUUCAAGUAAAGAUGACAACGGCAUCACUAAGUUCCAUUGGGAAUUACAGCAAGGGCCGUUGGGCUACCAGCCUAACCUUUCCGAUACACAGACUCUCCAAUUAAAAGAUUUACACAAGGCUGGCAAUUAUACUUUUAGGCUGACUCUUACGGAUACAGACGGUGCGACCAAUUCGACCUUGGCAAAUAUAACGGUAUUGCAAGUGCCUGAUUACCCACCUGAAGCUAAUGCCGGUCCUUCAGUCAUUCUAUACCUGCCUAAAAACAACGUUACACUCAAUGGCAAUCUUAGUUCUGAUGACAAAGGGAUUGUAUCGUGGGAAUGGACGAAAAGCUCAGGUGAACAAGACAACGCCGUUGAUAUGCAGAACACGCACACUCCGUAUCUUCAACUUUCACACUUAGGAGAAGGAAUGUACACUUUUACACUUAAGGUAACUGACGACUCGGGCCAGUCUUCGUCUAGUGAUGUAAGGGUGUUUGUAAAGCCUCCUACCAACAAACCUCCAAUAGCUCAUGCAGGUUCAAAUGCGACUAUUGCACUGCCACAAACAUGGACCAUACUUAAUGGAUCAGAAAGUACAGACGACAUAGGCAUUGAUCACUGGAAAUGGGAACAGAUAAGUGGACCUAGGAAAGCUGUGUUUUUAUCAUCAAAUUCAUCAGUAACAAAUGUGACAGGCUUAACAAAAGGCGACUACGUCUUUCAAUUGACUGUGAUUGAUGGCAAUGAAAAUUCAGUUUCAGACCGAGUCACUGUGUCCGUUACUCAAAACAAAAAUGUGCCACCGAAGGCUAAUGCAGGAGGGGACCAGACGCUCACAUUGCCAAUCGGAGUCUUAAUCGUAAAUGGAUCGCAGUCCUCCGAUGAUCUCGGUAUAGCAAAAUGGCAGUGGACGAGAGAAUUGACAAGCCUCGCCAUGGGAACAAUAAUUGACCAAUCUGAUACGACUCCUGUUCUUAUGGUUACAAAUGUUGUUGCCGGAAGAUAUGAGUUUCGCUUGAGAGUCACUGAUGACCAAGGAGAAUGGGCCGAGGAUACUGUUUCAAUUAUAAUAAAGCAAGAUCCUGAAAUUUUGAAUUUGAUCGAACUCACUUUAAACAUCGAAGCAAGCAAACUGACACAGACUCAACGAGAUUCCGUGCUUUUAAAGCUUGGCAUGUUGCUCCGUGACGCCUCUCAGCUUGUUGUCAGGGACUUAAAGCCAGAUACGAGUAAUCGAGCCAAACUAGUCUUUUACGUCUCAAGUCCAUCUGGCUCGGUGCCGGGGCCUCAAGUCGUUCACACUUUAAAGAACAAACUGGCACAGGAUUCUUUCCUUUUACAACUGUCCGUCGUCGAUAUUAGGACCACAGUCUGUCAAAAUAACUGUUCAGGGCAUGGUGUCUGCGAUCAAGAAACAAGAGUCUGCUUUUGUGAAUCAUUUUGGAUGCAAGACAUGGUUAGAAAAUAUCUGGGGGAUGGUGAAUCUAACUGUGGAUGGAGUAUAUUGUAUGUCGCUAUCGGUCUGUUGUGCCUGGCCCUCCUCACCAUAAGUGCCAUUUGGGGAGUAGUCUGCCUGUGUUUCAGGCUUUGCCAUACGUCUCCCAAAGACAAAACAAGAUACGCUCUCUUAGAAAGUACUGAACAAAUAAGAAAUCCCUUGGGGAAAGUAGUGAUUUCGGACAGUGACACAGAUUCAGACGUUCUCUUCGAAAACAACAGAAACAGCAAAUCCAACGGCACAAAGGUCUCUAGAAAUGGAUACAAACCAGAUCGCAGGGUUAAAGUAAUUUAAUGAGAUCAAUUUAUAAAGUAUUUGUAUUGGUGAUCUAUAAUAAAUGGAUAAAAUAUAUCGUUUUUAAGGUAACAA